Dermacentor andersoni is the source of this 7455-nucleotide messenger RNA. RefSeq names its product RING finger and SPRY domain-containing protein 1-like. Gene Ontology annotation, cellular component: cytoplasm. Lineage: Eukaryota; Metazoa; Arthropoda; Arachnida; Ixodida; Ixodidae. Gene Ontology annotation, molecular function: protein binding; ubiquitin-protein transferase activity. The record is from RefSeq and is a predicted model, not a curated record.
CUCAAACGUUCGUGUUGUUGCUAGCUGAACCAGUGGCUGCAGCUGAUGGCGGCCAGAAGGAGGCAUUGACUUCUAAUGUUUACAUGAAUGUUUCAGCACCUUCACGAGUUGACCAUGUGAUGCUGGGACCCAACUGGCUCACCAGAUGGUUUACUUCCACACUGUUGCUUGGAAACCGCAGCAGGGACACUUGUCAGCCUCGUGCAGCUGUCGCUGUGCCAGCACUUUUGCUACUGUCCUUGUGACAUGUGGAGGCCCCGCAGCAGCCCACACAGCAUUUGAAAGAGCUGCGAAGGCAACGAUGGGUAACCUGCUCUGCUGUGUCUGCAGGGACCACAAGUCAGGGGUAGAUGAUGGUGGCAGCACAGGUGGAAGGUAUGGUUUCCACCGAAGACAGAGUUCUCGUUCACUUCCUGUUGAGGCUCAUGAUGGCACAAGUGAGCGGCGCCGAUCCAGCUCUGCUUUCAGCUGGCAUGGCACGAGAGGCUCCCUUAGUGCACCUGCGACAAGCUAUGUGGAACAUCUCAUUCUUGAAACCCUGUCUAUCAUCCGGACCUUGGUUGACAAUGAACAGGAGCCUCCACCGUUCAUGAUCAAGCUGCACCUGAUAGCUGACAAAGAAUCUGGUUGGCUUUUGGUUGUCCGAUCCAUGGUGAAUGCCAUUCCUAUGGAUGACCCCCUGGGCCCUGCUGUCAUUACUCUCAUCCUUGACGAUUGUCCUCUACCAACUAAGGAAUCCGUGGGAAAGUUGUCGCAAAUGUUUCAACUCUCAAGAGAGCUGUCGCUGAGUGGCAGGAACAACCCAACCUGGCACCGAAACAUUUGUGUUGUCCUCGGGUGUAUUGCAGAGAAGCUUGCAGGACCAAGCAGUGUUGCACUUCUGACGGAAGAUACACUUGAAUACCUCAUUGCAAAUUUGGAUCCCAUCACAUGCAACACACUUGUGAUCUUGUUCUCACUUAUUGCCUUGGAGAAAUUUGCUCAAACAAGUGAGAACAAAGUAACCCUGGAAAAGCGCCUCUCAAGCCUACCAGAGAACCCUCUGGCAAAAAUGGAGCCCUGGGUUUACAGUGAAGAUUUUGUGGAGCGACAGGUUGGUUUCUGUGCCCAGUGGUGCCUGGACAACCUCUUCAUACUUGAGGGACGUCGUUACACGUAUGAGGUUACUGACCGAACCAACAUUAAUGCCAUGCUGAACAGCAAUGAUGUCAGCGAGUAUCUGAAAAUCUCCUCAAAUGGUCUCGUGGCACGAUGUGAUGCAUCAUCAUUUGAGAGCGUACGCUGCACCUUUCAAGUGGACUCUGGUGUCUGGUACUACGAGGCCUUAAUUGUCACUUCAGGUGUAAUGCAAAUUGGCUGGGCCACCCGAGAAAGCAAAUUUCUCAAUCACGAGGGUUACGGAAUUGGUGACGACGAGUUCUCAAUAGCUUAUGAUGGGUGCCGGCAACUUAUCUGGUACAACGCCUUGAGUCAAAGCCAUAACCACCCUUGCUGGAAACCAGGUGACAUCCUGGGCACCUUGCUUGACAUGAAAGCAUUCCAGAUUACAUUUUACCUUAAUGGGGAGCCCCUGCCUCCAAACACUCAAGUCUUUCAGAAUGCCAAGUCUGGCUUCUUCGCUGCUGCCAGUUUCAUGACAUUUCAGCAGUGCGAGUUCAACUUUGGCCGCUCACCGUUCAAGUUUCCACCUAGUGGAGUUCAGUUCUCUUGCUUUAAUUCUUUUGCCCAUCUGUCCGAGGAGGACAAAAUUAUUCUGCCAAGGCACAUUCGUAUGGAGAAGCUAAGGCACAGUAGUGUUCGUGAAGAUUCUUGCACCCUGUGCUUUGACCGCAGUGCUGCUGUCCGGCUGGAGCCUUGCCAACACAAGGGUUUCUGCAGUGAGUGUGCCAUGCAGCUGGAAGUGUGCCCCAUGUGCCGAAGUGAGAUCCGGGAACGGAUAGAAGUGUCUCUGUAACUUCUAGACUACAAGCCUGCUGGCAGUGCUGCUUGGUUCAGGAGAUACCACGCCUACAAAUGUAACAAUUGCAGAGUCCACUGGCUUUCAGCUGAUGGCUGGAGAAAUGUGGUAUAGUGUAAAAAAGAGUGUAGCAUGCAGAUUGGAAUGAAAAUGUGGGUUACUGAUACUUGUGAAGCUGUUCUAACUUUUGUUUCUAUCACUGUUAGUUUCUUUGCACUGAAGGGCUUGUGUGUUUUCAACAAUGGGGACAUGCUUCCAUAGAUUAUCUCAAGCAUCUACUGUAGGUAUUGAAUUAAAGAAAGACAUGUGGCCCAGAGUUGUUUGAACAAAGUUAGUUCUGAUAGCGUCACAUAAUUUCUGACAGGGCAUUUUCAGAAUUAUCUGAUGUUAUGACUGCAUUUUUCCCGGUAAAAUGUUAGCAUUGAUUUGUGAUUGGUUUGGAAGAGUGGCAUUAGCAACUGCUGCCAGUCACAGUUGAACUUUGUGAUGUUAUAUUGCCUGUGCAGUGGCGGCACUGCAUCAGUACUACAAUAGCCAGCACAGCAUUGCAUUGUGCACUAGCACACUUCUAGCUGCUUUCAUAAGCAGUGCCAUUUUCCUCUGCAUGCUCACGUUUGCUGUGGUCAGAAUCACUGGGUCACAUAAUUUUUGUACCUUAGGAGUUGAAAACUAUUAUAAUGAACAAAAAUUGGGCUGAGUAAAUCAAAAAAGAAUGCUGACAUUGGAUAUAGCAUGCUGAAUGUUUCUGACGUCCACAUGUGGUAGUCGUAGCAGAAAUACUAUGUUGCAAAAUCAAUGUGCUGACCUCUUCAAAGUCACUGUAAUGUGUGUUUAAAGCAAGCAGUAAAAUCUUGUGACAAGAUCAAUAAAUGUCAGUGUUGGGCGCAAAUCUGUGCAGGAUGGGGCAGAUGCAAAUCGACAAAGAACCUGCCACGGUGGCUCAUUGGCUAUAGUGUUCUGCUGCUGAGCACAAGGUCAUGAAUUCAUUUUCUGGGAAUGGUAGCUGCAUUUCAGUGGGGAAAAUUGCAAGAACACUUAUGUGUAGGUUCAUAUUAAAGAACCCCAGGCGGUAGAAAUUAAUCCAGAACCCUCCACUGCGGCGUCUCUCAUAACCCAUUGUACAGUUCCUGGACGUUAAACCACACAAUUUAAAUUUAAUUGUCAAAGCACAGCGCAGGUGCACUGUGAACAAAGCUUUACAAUGACAAAUGUGUGCAGAAAAUGUCCAUCUGCUUUAACCAUUUGCACUGCUAUACUAUUUAGUCAAAGUACCAUCUGUGACAGCUGUAGCUGAUGACAGAACAUAUGAGGAACACAUUGGUUACAAACUAAGCUUAAUUUUCUUUGGGAACUUCUGCAUUCUCAGCAUUUUUUGAAGAGUCUUGUAACAAUUCUCUUAGCAGUGUUCUUAUUCCUAAAGCAUGGAUGCACAGCCAUAUACAGAAUGAUCUUUUUUUGCUUACUGUUAUGCCUGCAUGUUAGUUCAAUGUCAUCAGAACUCAGUACUACUAAUAGACGACACUGAACCAUUCCUAAUUUCAUUCAAAUUAGAGAUCGAACUACAAUGAGCUAGGCACAACCAAGCACAUAUGGUUGCCACCUCACUGGUUUUCCGCCACCACCACCAAUUUUUUGCUCACUGUGCUGGCUGCCAGUUCGACCCACACAGUGACACGCCAUUUGCCAAUUUUUCAGUUCUCCAUAAAUUGGCACAUCAUAAGCUGCAUCGCCAGCAUUCUGUCAGGUGUUCUUAUAAAGCAGACAACUGAAUUGUAGAAACACAUUCAUUGCUAAUUCCUCAGACCUUUCAAUGUCAUGAAUUUCGAAGCUACAAGACGGAACCAUGCAUCCUUUCACUUUCUUUUGAACUUUCUUCAAUAAGUCCAAGCGUGUCCCCUGUUUCUCUCUAUAAAUCUUCUCGGCGACAAUCCAGUGUGGCCGCUUAUCAUGCCAGCUGGCUCAUCAGCGGCACUUAAUGCUAGGUUGUUUGCAGGCUACAAUGUGCCUGAGAAUAAAUGAUUUUCAACGACAACAUGAAGAUUUAAAAGUGUGCCAAAGUUUACAUAAAGCCUUUCAAUAAGCUUCAUUCAUGCAAAAUUUCUACACAGUAUAUCGUUUGUUUAUUAUGUUCUCAUUUUGUUUGUAUUUUGGCAUACCACACUUUUCACAAAAAGAACACACACACGACACCUCCCCUUCCCCUCUUGGUACUCAUUUGAAGUGCAGUGCCAGCACUCGUGCUUUAAGUACUUACUGAAUCAUCUAAGCAACAAGUAGCAAAAACUUGGACUUAUUAGGACAUAGCUAUGGCAAUUAUUUGUAUAUUUGAUGCGAGAGUUCGUGAAGAGAGAUUUAUUUUAUAUGUGCAUGCUACAUGCUACAUCUAGCUUGCAAAGUACCUCAACAGUGCACCGCCAAAAUGGUACCUUGCUGUUGUCAUACGGUCCUGAUAACUGCCAUUUCACCAUGAAAAUUGCAUGAGUUAGCCGAGACAUAUGUGGACUGUCAUAAAUAUUGCAUGAAUAUAAACAGCUCAAAAUUUUUGUAGCAAAUCUUUUUUCAUGGUUGCUAAAACAUUAACACAGCUACUAUACAACCUACUUGUAUCAGAACAGCUUUUGAAAGGCAAUAUGUAAAUCACUUUGCAUUACUGUUAAUGUCCUGAUCUAAUGUUUCAUGGGUAGAUCUAGCCAACAGUACUAGGCUGCCAGCCAUGUGCCACUCCAAAGGAAUUGAAGCUUGUUUUUUCGCUGAAAAAGAGUAGUUUUCUUCUGUUUUGAGCUUUGCCUUGGUUGUAUAGCUGUAUAGCUUUUGCUUUAGCAAAUUAUGGUUCUUGCGAAUGUGGAAGCACAGCUGUAAAUGGUAACUUUUGUGGUUUCGAAAAUAGCUUUUGUGUGAUUCCUGGGAGACUAAAGUAAAUCAAUCAUUGGAAAGUUAGUUGUUACAUGGACAUUAUAGCUGAACAUCAGUUCUUUUUGGCACUAGUGGUGCACAGACAGUAAAAGAAAAAGAAGAAACUUCUAUCACUAAUUUAUUCUAUUGAUGCAAACCUUGUGGAUUUGUAUCACUAGCACUUACAAUAAGUGCUGUACAAUAGCACUGUACAAUAAAACUUUGAAAGCACUUUAUGUGUAGCAUGUCAUGUUGGAAAAGAUAGUUGGAAAAAGAUAUUUUGAGUUUGCUUAAAGGUUUAAAGACAUCAAAUAAAUUCCUGCCCCACUCCUUCUCUGCUCUCUCUCUCUCUCUCUUUUACGAUGUAGAUGCCAUCACGAUACGGAGCACGAUGUGGAAUUCCUUUGCCCAUUUUCACCCAAUCACCUGAAUUUCAAAGCUACAUCACGGCAUACUGGACAGCACAUGCCUAAAUGCUGUGGCAAUUGUAGUUUAAACAACACAUAUAUUUAUCCACAUUGUCAGCUUCUUUCCAAACCACAGUGUAUGCAUAUUGUUUUAAUUUGGAUGAAAUAGUAGCAAAGUCUUGUAGCAAAGCAAGGACUUCAGCCCUCUCAUUCAUCGGAGUUGUUUGUAGACGCUGUAGCCUAUUUUGCUUUUGAUCUACUGGAAAUCUACAACCGUGAUGACGGUGAGUGCAGGUUGAUCAUCUGCAGCAUUGCCUUAGGUUGCAGAGAAUAAGGCUGCACACUAUACGAACGAAGAAAACACCAUGUGCAAGCAUAUUGAGAUGUCACAUUAACUUCAAAUGCUCUGGCCUUGAAAAUUUGACAAGCUGAACUGUACAGUAAACACUGUGUUAAAUUAUUGCACGUUUUGUUGUAAAGUAAAAAAAAGUACACAGUUAGAAUUAGUUUCCUUUCGCUCAUCUAGAAGGUAUCCAGUUAACAUGCAGCCACUUUUCUUUAAGGCAGAGCCAUCUAUGCAGGUGAAACCAAGUGUUUUAUGAUAGCAAGCACCUGAAGAAGCCUUCAGUAUUUUUUCUUUUGUGUGUUUCUUAAAUAAUUAGUGCCUAUUAGCUUCUUAAUGGUUAACUUUACAGCCACUAUUUCAAUACUAGGGUUUUAGAGCACAUUAGGAAGCAUCAAUAUCAUUUUUUUGCAGUGCACUAUCUUUAGCAAAGCUUUUUAUUGCAAUAAGCAAUUGUGUGGAAACUCCAGCCGCACUCACACUGUCCAAUACAUUUGGUGUAAAGAGGGGUGUGAUUCAGUUUAUAUUUUAUAUGCUUUUUGAAAAAAAGGUGAUACGGCAUUGAAUUCUAUUACAUGCAAGCCCACGGUUUCUACUUGCACUAAUGAAUUGGGCAAGAGUGCCAGAACUAGCGUCCUUUCCGAGAUGCGACUUAAUGUUGACCGAUUGUUAUGUACAGUUGUCACAGCCAUGGUUUAACAGGCAGAGCACUGGCCAUUUUUCAUUUGGCAGAGAAAGCUUCUGGUGUUUGGCACAUCUGGAACACUGUCAGGAUUUUGGAGUGCAUGUGUGGAGAUUUAUCCACAUGUGUGCAAUGUGCAUGCAUUGUUGUGUGUAUGAAACCUUUAAGAAGAACCCUCUUCAUUGUACUGUUUGCAUAUUGUGCAUUGAAGGACAGCCUUUGCAUUAGAAUUUUCAAAUCUGGUCAAACUGUGGCAGGAGAGGUCUGAUUUUCUGACACUGUUUUUGACUUGCAUCUGGUAGAUGUUGGAGAAAAAAUAUGGUUCUCUUGAGCAUUUUUUCACUCUACUACAUCUUUAUCACUUCACAGCCCUGCAAUGUCCCAGUAAACUUAUGGGCUACUGAAAAGUGCCAAGCCAGGCCCAUCACCUUAUGUGAGGCAAAACAAUUGUACUUUUUUUUUAAUUGAAAGCAGUGUUUUGUUUAACUUUGAUAAAUGCUGCCAGCUCUGAGCAUGUUUAAAGAAUUCUUAUUCAGGCUCCAACCCAAGUAAUUUAGGCACCCCAUUGAAAGCCCCCUCCCACAUAGGAGUCAGCUCUCUCCCCCCUUUCCUUUCUUUUUUUGUUAUUUUUGCUCUUUUUAAUAAAUGUUUUCAUCUCUAUCUUGCCAGUCUUUACACUGCUUGUAGCUGUAGCCUGUCAUGUCCAGUAUAAGUUGAUUGCUUGACUCCAGCUGCAUAUUUUCAUAUCAUUUCUAGAAAACUUUGUGCCAGAAUAUAUAAAAUGCGGGGAAGCUGAUUGGUCGCUAAUGCUCACCUUCCUUCCGUCAUUGCUAUAAGUUGACUGUUCAUAGCAUUGGAUUCAGUCACCUAUAACGGGCAGCUAUUGCUUGGUGGGACUGGCUGCACUGCCCAAAAUGUAUAUUGUGCUGUGCAAACAGUGUGGUUUCUAUACUUUUUAGCAAGUGGCCUGCCUUGUGGCUGUGUUGAAUGUUAGUAACUUCACACUUUCAGGCACAGAGAACAAUGGCUAUUGUGUUUGAAUAGUAUCUAUGUCAUUUGUCUUUUAUUCAAUUCAUUGCUCAGGGUUGCAAGUUCAAGGGUGAUGAUUAGACUGUGUGUUUUGACUUGGUUAUAGAAUUUGUGUGUUUGAAUAGAAAGAAAUCUGUUGAAUGCA